AUGGAGAAGUUCUUCCUGCGACACAACGUGCUCCAGGACCGCGACUCGGACGAGUUGGGCGGUCGAGUCAACUCGGACUCGGAGGCCAGCGACGACGAGGAAGAGAUCACGGAGCGAGUGCACUCAGUGGCGGACCCAACAGGACCGUGGAGACAGAAGGCUGUGGACGGAGAGACGUGGGGGAAGCCCACGCGCGGCUUCCGCGGCGGAAAGGGGCGGGACUUCGCCUCGGCGAACACGGGGCCCAAGGGGGUCAUCAACGACUACAAGGCACACAAGCGCCACCAGAAGGAAGAGCGCUUGAGGAAGGAAGCGGAGCGUCAGGCAGUGCUCAACCGCAUCGCCAAAGGCGCCACCGUCUCUUCCACUGCUGCAACGCAGGAUCCAACUGCACAUUUGGAGUGCAAGUGUGAAGGAGGCUCGGACUGCGAAUGCGACGACAGCGACCUGGUAGACGACGCCUUCUUGGCGCAGUACGCUGAGCUGCGCGUCAAGCAGAUGCAAGAAGCGGUGAAGAAGCGCAAGGUCUUUGGACAGCUCGAGUUCAUCACACCGGAGGAGUUCGUGGCCCUCACCUCGAAGAAAGAGAGCGCUGAGCCUGGGAACGAUAUGGUCGUGCACCUUUAUCACUCGGAGAACUACGCCUGUGGUCUACUCAACACGCAACUUGAGCUUCUGGCACGAAAGCUUGUCCACAUCAAGUUCGCAGCAAUGGUGGCCAAAGAAGCAGACGCCUCGAUCGAGAUGGCAGAUCUCCCGGUGAUCCUGAUCUGCCGCGGCCAGCAGCAACAAGAGGCCGUCGUAGACGUCGCACGCCGUUUGGACGGAGAAUUCACGCUGGAGCGUGUGGAGGCAUUCAUCAGAGAGCAGCUUGGGCUGUAGACACCAAGCCUUGAAUUGCAUAGUCUCUGAUAUGAAGAAGCAUUGGAGCAAAAGACAAGCUGGUAAGGGUGUGAGUGCAACAAGUGCUGGUUAGAUUUCU
Molecule: messenger RNA, 982 nt
Organism: Phytophthora sojae
Lineage: Eukaryota; Oomycota; Peronosporomycetes; Peronosporales; Peronosporaceae
Exons: 4
Coding region: 1-882 (293 amino acids)
Source: RefSeq, a predicted model, not a curated record